Molecule: messenger RNA, 825 nt
Organism: Akanthomyces muscarius
Lineage: Eukaryota; Fungi; Ascomycota; Sordariomycetes; Hypocreales; Cordycipitaceae
Exons: 2
Coding region: 1-825 (274 amino acids)
Source: RefSeq, a predicted model, not a curated record
AUGCGUUUCGCUGCUGCCGCCGCCGUUCUGGCCACCUCCGUCAUGGCCGGUACCGAGGUCGUCGUCGAGCCUACCUCGACCGCCUUUGUCACCGAGCACGUCACCGUCACUCAGUGCCCCGAGACCGUCACUGACUGCCCGGCCCGCUCCAAGACCACCUCGGUCAUCACCAACACCGUGCCUUACACCACCAGCACCGUCUACAGCACCAAGGUCCACACCAUCACCAGCUGCGCCGCCACCGUCACCGACUGCCCUGCCCACAGCACUGUCGUCAGCACCGAGACCAUCUCCGUCUCCACCACCGUCUGCCCCGUUGGCCCUGCCACCCAGACUCCCGGCAUCUGGAACAACUCCACCAUGCCCGGUGGCAACAAGCCCACUGGCGGCAACAAGCCCUCCGGCAGCGCCUCCAUCACCAUCCCCGGUGGUGAGAAGCCUACCGGCCCUGCUCAGCCCCCUGCCAGCACCGGUGCCCCCGCUUGCCCUACUCACUCCGUCACUGCCAUCACCAAGAGCUACACCACCGUCCUCACCUCGGUUGAGUACUCUACCAUCGCUGUCCCUUGCCCUACCGGCCCCGGCAACCCCGUCGGCCCCGGCAACCCCGUCACCCCCACUGGCAGCAAGCCCGCUCCCGGUGGCUGCACUGGUCCUAACUGCCCUCCCGCUGGCACUGGUGCUCCCCAGCCCCCCGCUGGUGGCAACCAGACCUGCACUGGCCCCAACUGCCCCAAGCCCCCUGUGACCGCUGGUGCCGCUAGCCUUGCUGGCUCCGCCAUCUUUGCCGCCGCUGCCGGUCUCGCUGCUUUCGUCCUUGCUUAA